AUGCUGGACGUAUACCCCAUAGAAAAUCUCGUUGACAUUGAAGUGGGAUUAACCAUUCUGCACAAUCCGGAAACUGUGUGCAAGGUAAAAGGCAAAAAAAUGCUUGUGAAGUGGAGGGAUGACGCAGAUCCCUCUGAGGCAUUUAUCAUUGCUGCAGGAACGCCGGAUGAACUUGAAAAGAAAAGAAUGAAGUUCGUCAAGGCCGUCAAGCUGGUAACAGACAUGUAUGGCACCCUUGGUGAACCUGGCGUGUGUACUGAUUGCACGCAACAGAAAAGACACAUUGAAGAUCUUGAACGUGCAAAUAGAAAGCUGUCCAAAAAGCUCAGAAAAGCAAAGGAGAACCAUGAAAUGUCUAACAUGGUGGGCAAAAUUGAAGAAAUCAUUGCAGCAGCUUCAACUCAACAGGCUGCAGCUGUGUGCACUGCAACAAAGGUAGACAUUGGCCUGGGAGUGUGCCUUGACGCAGGCGUUCUGCAUCGUAUACAACGAGCAGCAAAGGGAGAUGGAACGAAAAUGGCACGUUCACUGAUGCGGGCAGUAUUUCUACCUGAAGAGAUGACUGGCCACACCCUUUAUGGGAGGCCGUGCAAUGCGCACAAAGAUGCAACACCAAAACCUUCCAUUGAUGAGACAAGGAGGGAAGCAGUUCUUGGAUACACAUGCAAACAGACCACGACGAGCUUACGGGAAAUCAAAGAAAGCCUGGCAUCAAUGUUGAGCAAGAUGAAAUAG
Molecule: messenger RNA, 735 nt
Organism: Ornithodoros turicata
Lineage: Eukaryota; Metazoa; Arthropoda; Arachnida; Ixodida; Argasidae
Exons: 7
Coding region: 1-735 (244 amino acids)
Molecular function (GO): DNA binding
Source: RefSeq, a predicted model, not a curated record